AGAGAACCCAGUUCAUACAUCUUGCCCAGUGAGUUGGAAUCUCUAUUUUCCUACAUAUCAUGUCAGUGACAAAGGAAAAAUUCUUACCCUUCCUGCAGGUUCUGCUACUUGCAUUUUCAUCUGCUAAAGCUGUUUCAUUUGAAGAACCCUGCUGCAUCUUAGAUAGCAGAUUUGGAGAAUUCUGCCCAACAACAUGUGGAGUUGCUAAUUUUUUUGGGAGGUACCAAGCAACAGUUGACAAGCAACUUGGGACAAUUGAAGAUAAUUUACGAAACAUUGAAAAUCUAACCACUGUAACAAAAGUUAAGAUUACGGACAUCGAAGAAUACAAUAGUGUCAUUAAGAAACAAGCGCCAGAUGUAUACAUUCAAAGGAUUCGCGAAAUACAAACAGACAUUCUCAGGUUUGAAAAAACCACUGGAGAUAGAGACCUUGAAAUACAACAGUUAGACAACCUUGUAAUAUUGAACAAUGAAAAAAUCCAUACUUUAAUGAAAAUGACUCAACAACUUCAGUCCAGGUGCAGCGAAUCAUGUCAAGACACUGUUCAAAUAAAUGAUAUCACAGGUCAAGACUGUCAAAGUAUUGCUGACAAAGGUGCUACGAAUAGCGGCUUGUAUUACAUUAAACCACUGAAAGCUCGACAGCAAUUCUUAGUGUAUUGUGAGAUAGACACAAAUGGGAGAGGCUGGACAGUGCUACAAAGGCGAUUCGAUGGCAGUGUGGAUUUCUUCAGAAACUGGAUUGCAUAUAAGGAAGGGUUUGGAUACCUGUCACCUGCUGACACUACAGAGUUCUGGAUUGGUAAUGAGAAAAUACAUUUAAUAACUACACAGACUGAUAAAGCCUAUUUACUCCAAAUAACCUUGAAGGACUGGUCAGAACAGCAGAGAUUUGCUCAAUAUGUGGGUUUUAAAGUGUCAAGUGAGGAGGACAAAUAUCGUUUGAGUUAUGGCUAUUACGUGAAUGGAGAUGCUGGAGAUGCCUUUGCUGGCUUUGCGUUUGGUGACGAUCCCAGUGAUAAAUUCUUUACUUCACACAACUAUAUCCAGUUUAGCACAGUGGACUCUGAUAAUGAUAAGUAUGAGGGCAGCUGUGCUGCACAGGAUCAAACAGGCUGGUGGUUGAACAGAUGCCAUGCAGGAAAUCUUAACGGCCAAUAUCACAAAGGUGGAGUUUACACACCACAGGAUGAAAAUUCAUUUGAUGAUGGUAUCAUAUGGGCAACAUGGCAUGAUCGCUGGUAUUCCCUUAAAGAGACCACAAUGAAAAUCAUACCAAAGGAUAAAUAUGAUUCAUUACAAACAGAGCAGUCCCAAAUACUAAGAGAUGGUCUUUCCAAGUGGUUAGGCGUUUAUGAGGUUAAAUUGCCAAUGCCAGGUGCUACUAUAGAAAAACUACGCCAAAGAUUUACUAUCUAUGGAUUGCCAGAGAUAAUCACCUCAGAUAAGCGUAAUGUGUUUACUAGCGCUGAGUUUCAAAGAUUUGUCAGCCUGAAUGGUAUCAACCACGUGAAGACAGCACCAUACCAUUCAUCAUCUAACCGACUGGCGGAAAGAGAAGUACAAAUGUUUAAGGCGGGAAUGAAAAAGUUAACCGGUGAAUCGUUGGAAAGUUCAUUUUAA
Messenger RNA from Carcharodon carcharias (great white shark), 1625 nucleotides. RefSeq names its product fibrinogen gamma chain (gene fgg). Gene Ontology annotation, molecular function: nucleic acid binding; signaling receptor binding. The transcript has 11 exons. Gene Ontology annotation, biological process: protein polymerization; blood coagulation; platelet activation. The record is from RefSeq and is a predicted model, not a curated record. The coding region runs from base 60 to 1625 and encodes 521 amino acids. NCBI's taxonomy places the organism in Eukaryota, Metazoa, Chordata, Chondrichthyes, Lamniformes, Lamnidae. Gene Ontology annotation, cellular component: fibrinogen complex.